Molecule: messenger RNA, 3294 nt
Organism: Gossypium arboreum
Lineage: Eukaryota; Viridiplantae; Streptophyta; Magnoliopsida; Malvales; Malvaceae
Product: putative disease resistance protein At3g14460
Exons: 2
Coding region: 305-2971 (888 amino acids)
Source: RefSeq, a predicted model, not a curated record
GGAAGAUGUAUUAAAGAGUGAGAUAUGGAAGCUAUCAGAACAUCAAUCUGGUAUAAUCCCAGCUCUACAAUUGAGCUACCAUCAUCUUCCUCUGCAUUUGAAGCGAUGUUUUGCGUAUUGCGCCAUUUUUCCCAAGGACUACGAGUUUGAAAAGGAAGAAAUAAUCUUGCUAUGGAGAGCACAAGGGUUUCUACAGGAAGCACCAGAAAAACAAAUCACUGAUGAUUUGGGUCACAAGUACUUCAGAGAUCUAGUAUCCAGGUCCCUUUUGCAAAUAUCCAUCAAAGACAAUUCUCGAUUCGUUAUGCAUGACCUUAUUAAUGAUUUGGCUCAAUCAGUUGCUGGAGAAAUAUGCUUUAAGAUAGAGGGUAAUCAACAAAUUUCGAAGCAUGCUCGUCACUUAUCUUACAUUGCCAAUGAGUAUGAUGGCAUCAAAAAAUUUGAAGGCAUUUAUGAAGCGCAACAUUUACGAACCUUUUUGCCAUUGAGGUUAUGCGAUAAUUGUCAAAGCCAUAUAACCUAUAGCUUUUUGACCAAUGAUGUUCUAAUGUAUUUGUUGCCAAAUUUAAGAUGCUUAAGAGCGCUUUCUUUAGAAGGGUACCAUAUCACCAGGUUAUCAGAUUUUUUGAAAGAUUUGAAACAUUUAAGGUACCUAAAUUUUUCUCACACUUCUAUAAAAAGCUUGCCUGAGUCAGUAAGUACCCUCUAUAAUUUAGAAACCCUCCUAUUGAAGGAAUGUAAAUACCUAGAGAAGCUACCUUCAGAGAUGGAAAAGCUAGUCAACUUAUGCCAUCUUGAUAUGACUGGUGCAGAUAGGUUAGAAGGUAUGCCAAGUAAUUUUAGCAUGCUAACUAAUCUUCAAACACUUUCCGUUUUUGUUUUGGGUAAAGGCAAGGGAUAUCAAAUAGAGGAGUUAAAGGAUUUGUCAAAUCUCAAGGGUGAACUUUGUAUUUUAGGAUUACAGAAUAUUGUUGAACCUCGAGAUGCAUGGAUGGCUAAGUUAUGUGAUAAGUCAAGACUUGAAAAGUUGGAAUUUCAGUUUGAAUGGUCAUCAGCUCGAAAAUUUGAGAAUAGAAUAAAAGAAGUCGAGAAAAAAGUGUUGGAUGGACUUCAACCUUCAAAAAACCUCAAGGAGCUUACCAUUAAGUACUACUGUGGUGCAAUGCUGGCAAAUUGGGUAGGAGAUUCGUCCUUCAAUGGUUUACAAUCUUUAUGCAUUGAUGAUUGUCCAAAUUUAUUAUCACUGCCAUCAAUUGGGAAGUUGCCAUUGUUGAAGAUGGCAUGCAUUAGGAGAUUGGAAAGUGUAACUAGUGUAGGAGAUGAGUUCUUUGGAGAGAACACGAAGAUAGCAUUUCCUUCAUUGGAUAUUCUAGAGUUUGUCGACAUGCCUGAAUGGGAGAACUGGAACUUCUUUGAAGUUGACAAGGAAGCUAGGAAAUUCCCUAAACUUCGUGAACUCCUUAUUCAAAGUUGUCCUUCAUUGUUGGGGAGUAUACCGGAAUACCUUCCUUCUUUGGAGAAACUUACAAUUCGCGACUGUAAGAAGAUGAUAAUUUCCAUUCAAGGCUUUCCAAUGCUUUCAGAAAUAGAAAUUCAUAGGUGCCAUGAGGUAGUGUAUAAAGGCUUUGCAAAUGACAGUUCAUUAGAAAGAGUUUUAUUUUCGUGCAUUCCUAAGUUCACUUGUGCAGUGGAAUGCAUGAGGUUAAGACCAAUAAAAGUGGAAUCUCUUGAGAUUGAUGAUUGUGAGGAGUUGUUUUCUUUCCGAGAGAACAAUUGGAGAUGUCUUACUCAGUCUAUGUCUCUCGGCAUUUUAAGAAUUUCUACUUGUCCGCAACUUGCCUCCAUAGGAGCAGAAGAGGAAAGACAAGAAUCCAUGCAAUUGAAGAUCCCUUACAACAUUGAGAAACUGAUGAUAAGGAAUUGUGAAAGGCUAGAAAAGCUAUCAACAACCUUACACUGCCUCACAUCAGUUAGGGUGAUAAAGCUUAACAAUUGCCCAAAAUUGAUUUCUCUUACAGGGAGCAAUUUGCCUUUGAAUUUGAAAGUGCUGAGUAUUCGCUCUUGCAAAAAAUUGCAAUGUUUGUUGUUAGAUGGAGGAGGGAAUGUGAACUCUAGCAAUGCAUGUGCUCUUCGGCGGUUGGUUAUUUCCGAUUGUGAAUCUCUAAAGAGAAUAAACAGAAGUGAGUUACCUUCCACCCUUAAACAACUUACCAUAAGCUGGUGCCAAAAGCUAGAGUUGGUAGCCCAAGAAAUGCAAGAUAACUCCUCUCUUGAAUUACUUCAUAUAAGUUCCUGUGAUAAUAUCAAGGAAUUACCUCAAGGAUUGAGCAAGCUCAAGCAUCUCCAGAGUAUAUGCAUAUCAAGUUGUUCAAAUUUGAUUUCAUUUCCGGAGAGUGGUUUACCCACCACAAACCUCAAAGUCCUCCGCCUCCGAAGUUGUGAACUGCUCCAAACUCUACCUAAGAAUAUGUACUGCUUCAACUCUCUAGAAGAGUUAACAAUAACAAAGUGUCCAAAUGUGACAUCUUUCCCUGUCGAAGGCCUUCCUACCAACCUCCUAUCACUUAAUGUUGAAGGACCUAAUAUUUGUAAGCCAAUAAUUGAGUGGGGAUUGCAUAGGCUUACUUCUCUUAAAUAUCUCUGGAUAGAGAAUGGGUGUCGAGAUGCGGAAUCGUUUCCACAAGAUGAGUUAGGAAUCACACUGCCCCCCACUCUUACCCGUCUCUGCAUCUAUGGAUUCCCAAAGCUGGAAAGCCUAUCCUCCUAUGGAUUUCGUAACCUCACCUCUCUGGAGUGGUUGUUCAUCUAUGAUUGCCCAAAUCUCAAGUCUCUUCUUGGAAAGAACAUGCUGUCUUCGCUUUUGCUGCUACAAAUUCAUAAAUGUCCGGUGCUAAAAGAACGAUGCAAAAAGGAAGAAGGACCCGACUGGUCCAACAUAGCCCACAUACCUUUUGUCUACAUUUCAAACUAAAAGAUGUGAAAGUUGGGAGGCUUGAAUUAUUCUGUUGAUGCUUCAGCUGAUUCUGUUUUUGAAUCAAAGUCGCAGACACUUAUGAAAGUGACUACAAGACUUGUAUAUGCUAGUUUUGCAUGGUCAAAUUUGUUAGCAGUGGUUCCAGCUCCUGAAUCUCAGCUUCAAAGUCGAUCUCUGUUGUUGGAAUUUCCUGACUCUCAUUUUUUAUUAUCAGUUGACGAUAGCUAAAGUAAUGUAUUUAUUGUGGUGGUUGAAAAUUGUGAUCUUGUAGCCACUCUUUCAUGUUAUAGUUGCUAAGGGAAGUCCUAUUAAAGUAUAAA